AUGCAGAAAACCAAUGCGUCUCAUGGUCGUCCGAGAUCAGGCAAUCAACCCAAAUCAAACAAACCUAAUGAUGGCCAUAGAGGCGGAUUUAAAGCAAGCAAAAAAAGCUUUAGAAAAAGGCCAUCUCAUUUUCCACAUAGUCCGGCAAGUAACGGGCCAAAUGGGAGAGCUACAAGCGUUCCAUUGGAUGAUAUGGCUAAAGACAAUGGUAACGGACAUAAUGGCGAUCGCAAGCGACAGAAAGUGGGGAACAGCAGGUACAGUGGGUCCACAUUUGCAGAGACCGGUAAUAGCAGGUAUUCGAAUCCACCAACUAAAAAGUUGAAGCAUGCAGAUGACAAAAAAAAUAGGGUCAAAGCUGCUGCAGGGGGUCAUUCCAGGUACAACCCGGGUUCUACAACGGUUAAAGUGGCGCCUGUGACGAUCGUAGUACGAGAACGUACGUCGUCCGUGUAUGAACGUAUUCAACAAGUUGGUGAGGGUACAUAUGGGAAAGUUUACAAAGCAAAAAACACAUUUACCAACGAGCUCGUGGCUCUUAAAAGACUGCGACUUGAAGGCGAACGAGAAGGUUUCCCGAUCACCUCGAUUCGAGAAAUUAAGCUUUUGCAAAGUUUCGACCAUCCCAAUGUCAGUACGUUGUCUGAGAUAAUGGUCGAGUCGCAGAAAACCGUUUACAUGAUCUUUGAGUAUGCGGACAACGAUCUUUCAGGUCUAUUGAUGAAUGAACAAAUCGAACUUACCGCUGCAAAUUGCAAGCAUCUUUUCAAAAGCCUUAUUGAGGGCAUUAAUUAUCUGCAUUCCAACGGCAUUUUGCACAGGGACAUCAAGGGCUCCAACAUACUGAUAGAUAACCGGGGACACCUACGCAUCACGGAUUUCGGACUUGCUCGUAAAAUGAAAGAGGAACCGGAUUACACGAACAGGGUCAUUACUCUGUGGUACAGACCGCCAGAGCUUUUAUUGGGCACCACGAAAUACGGACCCGAGGUCGAUAUGUGGGGGUGUGGUUGUCUCUUAGUGGAAUUAUUCCAAAAAACUGCAUUAUUUCAAGGUACCAACGAGUUGGAGCAAUUACAAGCCAUCUUGGCUCUAAUGGGCACACCAACUUUAGAACAAUGGCCCAAUUUAUUCGAGAUGCCCUGGUUCUUCAUGAUGAUCCCACAACAGUCUUGCCAAUACCCUUCAAUUUUUGAAGAGCGAGUGGCACCUAUACUUCCCUCGCGUGCCUGUUUCGAUCUCGCGAGAUCGUUGCUGCUUUUCAACCAAGCCAAACGUCUCAACGCUUCUGACGCCUUAAAGCAUCCAUAUUUCCAAGAGGACCCAAAACCAGAACCUCUCGAUCUCACUGGUUUCACGGGCUGGCACGAAUUCGAAGCCAAAAGACAUAGAAGGAAAGAGCGUGAAGAACAGAAAAGACGUGAGAAAUCCGAAUCAGUAUCCACAUAA
Lachancea mirantina is the source of this 1449-nucleotide messenger RNA. The record is from the annotation of a GenBank genome assembly. NCBI's taxonomy places the organism in Eukaryota, Fungi, Ascomycota, Saccharomycetes, Saccharomycetales, Saccharomycetaceae.